Phaeoacremonium minimum UCRPA7 is the source of this 897-nucleotide messenger RNA. Its product is annotated as putative mfs transporter protein. The record is from RefSeq and is a predicted model, not a curated record. Gene Ontology annotation, biological process: transmembrane transport. Gene Ontology annotation, cellular component: membrane. NCBI's taxonomy places the organism in Eukaryota, Fungi, Ascomycota, Sordariomycetes, Togniniales, Togniniaceae. Bases 1 to 897 code for a protein of 298 amino acids. The transcript has 3 exons. Gene Ontology annotation, molecular function: transmembrane transporter activity.
AUGCCAGAAAUUGAGAAAGUGGACCACUUCGGUGCCCACACCAAAACAGAUCCCAAAGAGAUCGCUCUUGUGCGGAAGCUUGAUAUCUACAUGCUGCCAAUCCUCUGGCUGAUGUAUUUUUUCAAUUUCCUUGACCGCAACGCUAUGGUGAAUGGCAAAUUGAGCUCCUUGACGAAAGAUCUCAACCUCAAAGGCACUGAAUACAAUACUUGUGUCUCCAUUCUUUUCGUCGGCUACCUCUGCGGCCAGGUUCCUUCGAACAUGAUUCUGAAUCGCGUCCGACCAUCCCUAUACAUGGCCGGUUUUUGUAUGGCUUGGUCCAUCGUUUCUCUUCUGACUUACAAAGCGCAUGAUUACAAGACAAUGGUAAUCUGCAGGUUCCUCCUCGGGAUAACCGAAGCCCCUUUCUACCCUGGAGCGCUGUACAUGAUUUCCAUGUUUUACACUCGAAAGGAGGUUGCCACGCGCAUGUCCAUCUUCUACACCGGAAACAUGUUGGCGAGUGCUUUCUCUGGUUUGAUUGCCGCUGGAGUCUUCGCCGGAUUGGACGGCAACCGAGGUUUAGCGGGAUGGCAAUGGCUCUUCAUCAUUCAAGGCGCUCUUUCUAUCUUUGUUGCUGGUGUUGCCUUCUUCACGCUUCCAGAUAGCCCUCUUCAGACGCGAUGGCUGACUCCUGAAGAGCGUCAGCUCGCCCACAAUCGUAUCUUCUCCGAUACUACAGACCGACGAGAAGGCACUAGCGUCAUCAAGGGGCUUCGCGAAGCUGCUGCUGACUGGCGAACAUGGGUUUUCUGCCUUAUGGACAACCUCCACCUAUCGGCCAAUGGUUUCAAAAAUUUCCUACCGUCUGUCAUGAAGACUUUGGGAUACAACACUACGAUCACACUAGCCUUGUAA